AGCCAAGAACAAGAUUUUGAGGAAAUCAUAACUAAGACAUUGCAUUUUCUUGGUAUAUAUGUUAGACAAGAAUGCUUGUCAUAUAGGAUUUAUAAUUAUCAUAUAUUUUGCCACAAACAAAUAUAUUAAUUACCGCAGGGGUUCAGUCUCAUGCUAAAAAUUUUAAUAUGUUUUCUGCAAAAGUUCUAAUUUUCAUCAAGUGUGACAUGCAGAUCAUAAAAAUGUUCCACAGAAAAAUCCAUCCUGAAAGCUCUGAUGCUGAAAGAAAGCUUAAAAAUUCAAAGGAGUGUAAGGUCAAUAAUACUCCCCAUUAUGGUUCAUAUAUUGAGCAAGGCAAGAUGCAUCAAGACAAAGACAAUUGCAAGUUCUGUCAGAGCUGUAGCUCACAGGAAGGAAGACGAGGAUACAAGACCAACUCAAAACAGCCACAGAACAUGCUUGCUGGCAGUAAUUCAAGUGGGAAUAGGGAGCAUUGGAACAGAACAGAUGCAAACUACCUGAUAUUGGAAUUGGAGUGAAGAUGCUGCAACAAAGAUAUGGUAGCCAUCAUCCUUCAUGGGUAAGAGCUGUCAAUCUGAUGCCAUUAUCUAGUACAAUCUGUGUCAUUGUGUGAUCCUGAGUGAAUGUAGUGAUAAACUCAAAAGAAAGAGGAAGAAUAUGAAGCAGACUCUAUUUUAUCUCCCUCAGUGAAAUAAUAAAGUUCGGCACUAUGUAUUAUUACAUGGGUAUCCAUGGGGUUAUUUUGUAAAUGUGAAAGCUCUUACAAAGUAAUGGAAAUGCUUGCACAUUUCCCAAUAAAGUUCUGCACUAAGU
Molecule: messenger RNA, 813 nt
Organism: Rubroshorea leprosula
Lineage: Eukaryota; Viridiplantae; Streptophyta; Magnoliopsida; Malvales; Dipterocarpaceae
Source: the annotation of a GenBank genome assembly